This is a messenger RNA of Caenorhabditis bovis, 849 nucleotides long. The record is from the annotation of a GenBank genome assembly. NCBI's taxonomy places the organism in Eukaryota, Metazoa, Nematoda, Chromadorea, Rhabditida, Rhabditidae.
AUGAAGGAGAAAACCAGAGAUCCCGACUAUGAUCCAAACAAGACAAAAAAGAAAAGAAAGAACGCUGGGAAGAUAGGGCAAAUUGGAAAUCUCAUUAGACCAGUUCUUUUCGAGAACAGCUACGGUGUCAUGUAUGAAGGAAAUAUUAAACGCAAAAACAUCGUCAAGGAAAUUUUUCUCAAAAAAAGCCAAUUUAUUACGAGAAAUUUGCAAUUCCCGGAAAGACAAGCAGUUGCUGAAACCAUACUUCACGAGACUGUUGCGCACAAUCAAAUGCUCGCUAUCGAGUAUAGUUUUCCCACACCUGACAAAGUUGCUUCAGCAGGUUACUCUUCACCGAUUCAUUAUCAUACAAUGAAACAGUAUGAUGAGAAAGGAAACCGUAUUUAUCUCGGAAAUUACCAAUUGUAUCAGACGAUUCAGUCAUCGAUCAAUGUGAACAAAGUAAAUGCUUCCGACGUCGAUAGUCUUCGCUGUUUUGAAACUUUUCAUCACCUUCAUCAACUUCCGGAAGUCUAUCAUGAAGCCACAGUUGGCCAAUUUGUUGCUGCGUGCAAAUUGGCCUGUCUCAAAAAUUCAUCCGGCAAUCUUCUUGAAGAUCUCAUCAAAGAACAGAUCUUCAUCUACACUGUUUUUAAGAAUCAAGUCGACACGAAUCUAUUCAAUAAAUCAGCGGUAUCAGUCGGUGUAGACAAUUUCACAUUCUCUCGUUGGUAUCUCUCUACCCACACGUCGCUCGUCGAAAUCCUCAGAUCGUAUGGAAUGUAUUACCCGCCGUCAGUCCUCGCGCCACCAGAUGUCAUCAGGAUCCCAGCCGGCACUCUCAACUACCCAAUUUACAUUGACUGA